Leptopilina boulardi is the source of this 2401-nucleotide messenger RNA. RefSeq lists its product as uncharacterized. The record is from RefSeq and is a predicted model, not a curated record. Bases 465 to 2261 code for a protein of 598 amino acids. The transcript is spliced from 2 exons. Lineage: Eukaryota; Metazoa; Arthropoda; Insecta; Hymenoptera; Figitidae.
UCGUUAUAUAAUUCAGCAUUUUAAAUAAGAGCGCCUUUUUCUACCAAUGAGAAAGCGGUUGUAGAGCCAGCGUAGUUGUGUUUGAUUCACAAUCGCUAUCGGAACGCAAACGCAACCAGAAUAAUUAGUUAGAGAAGGACAAACAAUAUGUCUAUCCUUCUCUAACUCAUUUUUCCAAUUGCGAUUACGACUUACGUUUCUAUUCUGUUCAGGCCUUUAUGUCCAACUGCCUGCACUCUAUUGUUGCCCUAUUCACUCUAUUGAGAUUUUUUCUAUUGAAGAGUUCAAAUUUUUACUUUGUUCUUCAGAAGAAAUUGAAUAUUUAUUAAUUAUUUUAAAGAGAAAAAUUAAUUGCUUUGUUUAAAAGGAAAUUGCAUAAAAAUUGUAAUCUCAUUUUUCGAAAUAUUUAAAAUUAUUAUUGAUUAUAGAGAUUUCACAAAUUUAUUUUCAAAUAAAUACCAAAUAUGGAGUAUUCAAAGGAAGGAAGAUUUUUUCCAAACGAAUGUUACGUCUGUAAAUCGACGAAAAACCUAAUUAGAUGUAAAUGCAAUAUGAUUUCGUAUUGUGGAGAAAAUCAUCGAAUGCAACAUUAUUCGAUUCACGAAAAUAUUUGCAAUGCGGUUAUGGAAUUAUUAAAUGAAAAAAAUGUGUUUCAUAUUUUUGAAGAGCUUUAUUCUUUAUUUGGAAAAGAUUGGACGGAUAAACGACAACAAAUCUAUAAAAACUUAGAAUUAAAAUUAAAGAGAACUCUAAGUCCUCUGGAAGAGGCAAUGUUUAAUCGUCCGCGAGUUUGUUAUCGUUGCCGUCAAGCUAAUCAAGAAAAAUUAAAAAAUUGUUUAGAAUGUCCCAUUGCGAGCUUUUGUACAGAUUGCCUGUAUAAUGAAGAACAUGAUAAGAAUUGUAAGCUAAUGCGAACAUAUUUAAACAUGUUGCAAACGGCAGAUGUAUUGAAUAUUGAUUUACAAUUUUUACCUUCCUGUUUUCCGUUUAUUAAAAAAAAAUUUACAUACAAAAUUGAUAGACUUACAUACACAAUGCUAUUGCCUUUUAAUGAUUCGGAGGCAUCUGCUUUAAAACUUAUUGCAUCAAAAAUUAAUCUUAUUCAGUUUAUUGACGCUGCUUCAAUAUUUCAUACUGCCUUACAAAAAAUCGAGAAUAUUAAUCCUUUGGAAAUAAUUAUUCACAUAGACGCGCUUGGUUACCAACAUGUAAUUAUAAAGGAAAAUUUUUGGGAGUUUCUUUUACAUUUAAAUUCAGAUAUAAAGAUUUUAAAAAUUGUCAUCACUGGAAGUGAGGAUCAGAACAAUUUAAAAACAUCACUUUGUCGAAAAUGUCGUUCUAUGAAGAAAAAUUUGUCUAUCGAAAUUCAUUCAAUGCCAUACGAAGAGUACAUGUUGCAAAAAAAUUACCAAAAACCCACUGCUCUGUUUUAUUGCAAAUUCGAAAAUGAUGAAAAUUUUUGUAAAACGAAAAAAUGGAUUAAAAUUGCAACUCCCAUUAUUUUAUAUCUUUCAAAAGAAAAUUUUGAUAAAUUAAAAUGUAUUCUCGAGUUUUCAUUUGCAAAGUUUGAAAUUAUUUAUGGAGGAGAAAUUAACACGCCAUUCAGUGAUAAAUCUACACACGAAAAUGACGACUAUAUUCUAAUUUUCAAAUCAAAAGGAACUAAAGAUUUUUUAAAAUCACAAGUUGAUUAUUCCAACACAAGUGGAAAUAAUGAAAUAACAAUUAGCGCCAAUCCAGAAGUGAAAUCUCUUUCGUCUAUUCAUUUAGAUUGUGAAGACGUCUUUUCUAAUGCAAAGAAAGAUUUAAAUAAGAACUUAGAAUCAAAAUUGAAUAAUUCUUUUAUCAAAUCUCAAGCUGAUUCUAAUGCGAAAAUAGUUGGAAAUAAAUUGCUUCAAAAGAACGAAACUCAGGAUAAUUGUAAAACAAAAGAAAUUGAAGAUAAAUAUUUAGCUCGAGAAGAAAAUAGAAUGUCUGAUGACAAAAAUAAAAUUUCUGAUGAACAAAAUAUUGUUGAUGAUAAUCAAAAAUCAAACAAGGAAAUUCAAGUGAUGCAAGUUAAUUUUAUGGGUAAACACAUUUCGUUUCUUCAAAAUGAAAACCAUAAAUUACGAGAUGAGAAUAUAAGAGUUCGUGAACACUUAAAUUUAUCAAUUAAAAGAACUUUAGAACUUCAAGAAAUUUGUUCUAAAUUAGUAAAGAAAGUGAAAUUAAUAAAAGAAAAUAUAAAUAUUGAUGACCUUGAGAAAAAAAUUGUUUAAAUUCAGUUGAAAAAAAAAUAAUAUUCAUUAUUUCAUUGCUGUUUAAAAAAGUGUUAUAUUUUCCCAUUAAUUGGAAUAAUCUUCCAAUAUUUUAUUUUUAUUUUUCCUUAAAUGUUACAUAAAUGUAAUUAGUUUUAUAU